Molecule: messenger RNA, 2175 nt
Organism: Pogoniulus pusillus (Red-fronted tinkerbird)
Lineage: Eukaryota; Metazoa; Chordata; Aves; Piciformes; Lybiidae
Gene: COQ10A
Product: coenzyme Q10A
Exons: 5
Coding region: 16-702 (228 amino acids)
Biological process (GO): cellular respiration; ubiquinone biosynthetic process
Cellular component (GO): mitochondrion
Molecular function (GO): ubiquinone binding
Source: RefSeq, a predicted model, not a curated record
GGCCCGGCCCCGGUCAUGGCGGCCCGGCGGCUCCGCGGCGCCCUGCAGCUGGGGGCGCGGCAGCGGCUGCGGAGCGCUGCGGCCCCGCCCGGCAGGCACACGGCCCCGGGCGGCCUCCGGCUCAGCCGGCUGGGCAGGCUGGCAGCUGGCACCACCUGGGAGCCACUGGCCCAGCCCAGCAGAGCCUUCCUCAGCCUCACCAACAAGAGGAAGGAGUACUCAGAGCGUCGCAUCGUUGGCUACUCCAUGCAGGAGAUGUACGACGUCGUGGCCAACGUGGAGGCCUACAAGACCUUCGUGCCCUGGUGCAAGAAGUCGGAGGUGGUGUCCCGGCGCUCGGGGCACGUCCGGGCGCGGCUGGAGGUUGGCUUCCCGCCGGUGCUGGAGCGCUACACCUCCAGCGUCACCCUGGUGCGGCCGCACCUCGUCAAGGCUGUCUGCACCGACGGGAAGCUCUUCAACCACCUGGAGACCAACUGGCGCUUCAGCCCUGGCAUCCCCGGGUACCCUCGCACCAGCACCGUGGACUUCUCGAUCUCCUUCGAGUUCCGCUCCCUGCUGCACUCGCAGCUGGCCACAGUCUUCUUCGACGAGGUGGUGAAGCAGAUGGUGGCAGCCUUCGAGCGGCAGGCGGCCAAGAGCUUCGGGCCCGAGACUCGCAUCCCGCGGGAGCUGAUGCUGCACGAGGUGCACCAGACGUGAGCGGGACCUGCCCCCUCCCCCUCCUCCUCCUCCUCCUCUUCCUCCCCCACCCCCUUACAGACUCUGCCAGGCCCUUGAGGAGCCGGAGGGCAACAUUGCAAAGGGGCAUCUUUGCCUCCUCCAUUCCUCCUCCUCUUCCUCCUCCUCCCCAUCAAGUAUUUAUUGGAGUGAAGCUUUGGCCUCGACUGUCCCACGAAGGAGGAGUGGGAGGAGGGCAGGGAGGGGCACGGAGAGGGGUCCCUGCGUGGGGGAUGUGUGUGUCCCCCUUCAGGGGACCCUCUCUGCCCUCCUCCUCUUCCUCCUCCUCUUCCUCCUCCCUUUCAUUUUGUAGUUGAUUUGGUUUCGUUUUGGAAGCUUUUUUGGGGUCGUUUGUUGGGUUUGUUUUUUUUUUUGGGUCCUUUUUCAACCUCUCGACAAAGCCAGAGGGGUCCUGGCUGCGGGGGAGGGGGCGAGGGGGGAGGUGAAGAGGAAGAGGAGGAAGAGGAAGUCCUCUCCCCCCUUCUCCUUUCCCCCUCCUCAGCUCUGCCAGGAAGGAAAAAAAAAGGGAAGGGGGAAAACAAAAAAGGCCUCCAGGAAGCCUCCUGGAGUGGGAGCUGAGGGGAGGCCCCCCCGGACCCCCCCCCCCCAGCACAGUUUGCACAACUCACACGCACAGGGUGGGGAGGGAGAGACCUCUGCUGCCCCUCCCCCCCCACCGCCACCCACCCCCCGACCCCCUCCCAGAAAGCCCAACCCAGAGGCACUGGGAUGGUGCCAGUCUGGUGCCCCUCUCCCCCCCCCCCAGCACCCACCCAGAGGCACUGGGAUGGUGCCAGUCUGGUGCCCCUCUCCCCCCCCCUCCAGCACCCACCCAGAGGCACUGGGAUGGUGCCAGUCUGGUGCCCCUCUCCCCCCCCCCCUCCAGCACCCACCCAGUGGCACUGGGAUGGUGCCAGUCUGUGCCCACCCCCUCCCCUCCCUCAUCAUUCCUCCAGUUUCAGCUCUCCUGAUGUCUGGGGGGGGGGAAUGUUUUUUGGGGGGGGGGGGAGUGGGGGCCUGGGGGAGGUCUUCAGCUCCACCAAGCUGAAACCACCCACCCGGGGUGGGGUGGGGGUGGGGAGGGGAUUCUGAGCCCUCCCAGCUCCAUGCCCACCCCAGGGGCACCCUGGAAAGCCUUUGCCAGGCCACUAAAGACUCUGCAGCCUCCUUUGGCACUCAGGGCAGAGAGAAACUGAGGUGGGGGCUGCACAGAGACCCCCCCCCACAACAACCUCCCCCUCCUGACCACCCUCACCUCUCACCCCCCCCUUGCCAAAGGGGCUGAUUGGCACCGUGCCAGCCCCAGAGGGGGGAGAAGGGAGGGGGAAGGGAAAGCUUUGCCCUGGGGGGGGUGGGGGGGGUCAUGUGUCCCCCUCCCCCUUACUAAAUGCUGUAGGGACCCCCCCGGGGGGGUCUCAGUGCCUGGAGGUUGUUAAUAAAAACUUUUAUUUUGCA